Molecule: messenger RNA, 3114 nt
Organism: Cyanidioschyzon merolae strain 10D
Lineage: Eukaryota; Rhodophyta; Bangiophyceae; Cyanidiales; Cyanidiaceae
Product: similar to psbB mRNA maturation factor Mbb1
Exons: 1
Coding region: 1-3114 (1037 amino acids)
Biological process (GO): mRNA processing
Molecular function (GO): mRNA binding; protein binding
Source: RefSeq, a predicted model, not a curated record
AUGCCUGGUCAACCUGCCAUAAGAGUUCAUGACACGCUAGGAUUCGCCGUCAAUGUACGAUUCCAGACGGAUGUGCUCGGAACGCAGCUUGCAACGCGUGACACAACGUUCGUGCACGUGGCGCUGCAACAGCAACGGCGACAACGAGCGUAUCCGAACCGGUCUGGACGACGACACGUUCACCAGAGCGAACAGCGACUCGACGUGCUCCAUCGCAAUUCAGCAUGGCGUCCGCAAGGUACAGUUCAACGGAGUUCGUCUCGCAUGGAGUUGUGGCUCUCGACGGACGAGGGUGAGGUCUUCGGGCCGGCGCCGGCGUUCUCUGUGAAAACAAAGGCCGCACCCCGUACAGAAGUUCCCGGAAAAACGGCAUCCGGGAGCACUGCGAUGUUGUCGGCCUCGAGGGAACAGGGCUCUGGAGACGGUCGGACACGCGUCGACCGUCGACGCCUCAAGUUGCUCUUUCAGCUGGCCUGCGAUGCGGAGUCGAAAGGCCGUUUCGCCGAGGCAGCAAGCCUUGCUCGCCAGUGUCUUGAACUGGACGAGUAUGAUGCUCGCUCCUGGUUGUUGCUGGCACGUCUCGAAGCGAGCCUCGUACAUGCGGACGAUCGCAGCUGCACAGUCAGUGUCGUCAACGGCACGGAGGGCAUCCAUGUCUGCACAAGCCACCAGCGUGCACGUAACACUUACCGUCAGGGCGUACUCAUGUGCCCCGAUUCAGUGCAUCUGUUACAUGCUUGGGCGAUGUUCGAAUAUCGACUCGGGGAGAUCGAAACUGCACGGGAGCUCUUCCGCCGCGGUCUUGCUCUAGAUCCGGCGAACGCCUACAUUUACCACUCGUGGGGACUGAUGGAGUGCCGACGUGGAGGCGUCGAGAAGGCCCAGCAACUCUAUGUUGAAGCAUCUGCAUGCUGCUUGAAUGAUGCGAUUUGUAGCGCCUGGGCCGAACUCGAGGCACGUGGCGGCCGAAUGCGUCUCGCUCGCUGCAUUUUCGAGCUCGGUCUGGUAAUGCUGCUUCGUGAUUUCGCGGACACGCUGCAUCUUACGGGUUCGGAUACCGAAGAGCACGAUCCAAAUCGAGAAGCGGUCCGAGAUAUGCCGUACGGCUCGCUUCGCAGUCUCGUCCGGGUGCUGGUUGCGGAGCACUUGAGGGAGAAGGAACGCCCCCCAGUUUCUGGCUUGUGUGGGAAAGAGCGUGACAUGGCGUGCCUAUCACCGAACGCUGAUGCCCGGCCUACGCCCGGAGAACGCAGUGAGCGAGCGCUCCGAGCCUUACUUUUGGAUUGGUUAUCUUGGUAUAGAGACGGGCGCAACCCGAAUCUGAUCCAUAUUCGUCUCACGGUACGCACGCGAUCGCGCAGAGGUGAUCGAUAUCAGCUGGCUGCGGACCAUUGUGUGCAGUAUGCAGACUCGGAGCUCACCCAUGGGUCCAUCACGCGAACACGGGAAAUCCUACAGUGGGCACUGGAUCUUGAUCCCACCAAUGUGAAAGUCCUGCUGGCGUGCGCUCGUCUUGAUGCACAACGUGGCGCCCAUGAGCGGGCUCGCUCUCUGUUUCGGGCGGCGGAAAGCGCGCUCCGAAAGCGAGGAACUGCAGUUGAACGCAUAGACGAUGCGCAGAGUGCGAGUCACCGAGUUGGUGUCUCUCUCUAUACAUCCUGGGCAACGAUGGAGAUGAAUUUGAGCAGGCCGGUCGAAGCAAAUGCCGUGCUUGAACGAGGGAAUGAACGCUUCCCCCGGAACCACGCCCUCUACCAAACCUGGGCACUAGUGCAGGAAAAGCGGGGACAGCCGGAUGCAGCCCGCCAACUCUUGGAACAAUCCGUUCGCUUGCGACCGAACGCGCCUGCCUAUGUCGCAUGGGCUCUGCUGGAGGAGCGCGAGGGCCAUUUGGACACGGCACGUGAGCUCUUCGAAGCCGCUCUGCAAGUGGAUCCGAGCCACAGCGCCACCUACAAUGCUUAUGGUCGUCUCGAGGCUCGUGCCGGGGACCUCGAAAAAGCUCGCCGUGUUUUUCUUCGUGGUCUGCAUGUCCAACAGGCACCCUGCAUCUAUCAUGGAUUCGCCCUCGUCGAGCUACGCUACGGGAAUGGUAUCCGACGAGCAGAGGAGAUCCUUUUGGAAGGAAUCGCGCAGAAAAGCGACAGAAGUAUGUUUCUAUGGCACACACUAGGUGCUCUCGCUUUUCAACAGAAAAAGUAUGAAAAAGCGCGAGAGAUUUUCGCCCAGGCGCUUCAGAUCUACCCCAGCAAUAGUCGAUUGCUUCUCGGAGCGGCGCUCUCGUACGCAGCAGAGGCAACGGCUUUAGACGCGGAGAGGCCGCGCCAGUUAUUUCGGCGCGCGCUACAGGAGGAUUCCUUUCACGGACAUGCAUGGCAAUGCUGGGGAGUAUUCGAGAGUCGCCUUGGCAACGUGGAUGCUGCCCGGUUACUCUUUGAACGCGGCGUUGAGCGAUGUCCGUUCCACGUACCACUUUGGCAGGCGUACGCGCUGCUGGAGAGCACCGCAGGGAAUAUCCGCAAAGCUCGCAUCCUCUUUGAACGCGGCAUGCAGCUAGAAAGCGACCACGUUCAUCUCUUGAAUGCUUACGCAUGUAUGGAAGCACGAGUCGGCAACUAUCAAAAGGCACAGUGUUUACUGGAACGGGCGCUGCGCAUCGAUCCUGGGCAUGGUGCAACCUGGAACGCGCGUGCCUUGCUGGAGCUGCGCAGAGGGAACCAGCACGGCGCUCGCGAGGUGCUAGAGGAGGGCCUCGGAAAGGACGCCAACCACGCGCCGCUGUACCGAACCUAUGCGCGUCUGGAGUUAGCGCUUGGCAACGUUGAACGAGCACGGCUGCUCAUUGAACAGGGCCUUGUCAGGGAUGCCAGCGAUUCCGGCCUGAUCCAGCUGCGCACUGAUUUGCAGAAGCCGUCAGCAGUUUUCACAGCCGGCGCUUUUGAACGGUGGGCAGAUCUAUCACCGCGAGAAAGCGCCGGAAGCAUGUCCGUACUUGCACGUCUUCAAGCAGAACUGUCCGAAGCAUCAAUCUCAACGACAGAUUUUGAUCUUUUCGCCAUUCAGUCUGUGGACGAUGCGCUGCAAGAGGGCCAUUCCUCGAUCGAUGCACGCUAG